AUGUUGACUAUAGUUGAGACCAAACAAGGAACGGAUACAAAGCGUGAUGGCUUCAAAAAUGAACCUUUGCAAUAUGUAAGCAGACUGUCGAGCUCGUCUCUGAGUUCGGCUUUCAUGCCAUUUCGUGCUCCAGGGAGCUCACGUGUUGCAUUUCGCACAACUCGCACGGUGCUGGAGGACAUUUUCUUUACCUAUACCGGAUGUCCUACAACAAAAGAUUUUUUUUUGCUUCAGGAAGAUGGAAUGGAGCUUCAACGUCGUAUCAAACAGGGAUGGAAUAUCCCGAAUAUGGCUCUGGUGCCGGUUGUUCCAGAGCGGCUUUUGGCGUGGCAUACAAGUAUCACUAACAAGCGUCAACUAAUCCAUGAAGAUACUUUGUGUGAUACCCUUUUAAAUUUCACCACACAAUGCUACCCAAAGAACACGUUCGCACGCGACGAGAAGGACCAACGACUUCUGCUAUCCCUUCUUCUUCCACCCUUGGAGGGACUUCCGGUGCCGACGCGGUGCAACGUUGAGGCAACAAAUGUAAUACGUGACUUAGUGGGCGAGCAUCUGCGUCACCUCCUAGGCCUGGUGGAUGCUGUGCUGAACUUCAAGGGGCGCUGGGGACGACUAGAUGAACGUGAGCGUAGUCGCCUUCAUGGUGUAAUGAAAGGGGUGACGACCACACGUGUAAACGGCCUCGCCGCCCUGCAGAAAGGCUUUGUCGAGCUAAACUUCAGCAAACUAGACCUAUGUGCUGUAAGUGCAGAGAUAGUAAACUACACCGAGGUGCGCGUUCUUCAGCUGAGUAACAACAGAGGCCUCAGGCACCUGCCAGUAGUGCCGCCUGCCUGCCAGACGGUGCUGGCCAGUGCAUGCAGCCUCGAAACGAUCGCCUCCGUGCCGAGGCUGGCCGGGCCCUCUGCAGAGCCGAUUUUUUCACGGGUGCUCGUGAUGGGACUUUCCUACAAUUGUCUAACAAGUCUUUCAUUCGUACGCUGUUUUCCUUCUCUACGUGUGCUAGAUAUUACGGGGAACCGAUUAGCCUCCCUCGACGACGUUGUGGCAUCCUUACAAGAGCACACAGCUUUGGUGGACAUCUACCUCGCAGAGAACCCUGUCUCGCUUCUCGAUGGAUACCGUCAUUUCGUAGUAAAAGCCUGUCAGAGACUAAUGCAGUUGGAUGGACAGCGCAUACGUUCAGAGGAAAGAACACGUAAAGCAUCGCUACCUGCAGAUGUUAUCGCCGCGGCCAUUCAACCUUCUGUAAAGCAACGCCCAUCCCCCAAAAAAGGUAAAAAGUGUUCCAAUGCAUUUGUUGCCCUUUCUCCCUUGCACUCUUCGCUCUUGGCUCGUAGUCAAUCUGAUGCUGUCCCUAACACAGUGUUUGUCUCGGCCCAAAUCGUCGCCCUUCGUCAGAUAUCUUCGCUAUCGCAUACCCCCUUGACUGUCACAUCCAUGGAUGAGCUGCUUCCUACCCAUUCGGACGUGUGGCAACAGGUGGCCAGUGUGGUGCCAUGUUUCGAUCCCUCCUCGACCCGCGAUCCCUCUCAGGGGGAUCAUCAUACCCUGGCGGAGCUCUGGGCUUUGCACAGCCUGGCCCUCUGCCCGGGGAGUUCCAAGUCGGUGCAUCACGCCGUGCCGCUCUACACUCAUACGUCCUCCCUUAGCCUAAAGGGUGGCUGGGGGCCUAUAGUCGAUCCCAAUAAUAAUGCUGAAUAUCACGUGCCCAUUGUAUUGACAGACGUUGCGCUGACAACAAACUUUCCGACAAGUGGCUCCACGUCUCGGGGCGCAGGUUCAGAUCGCUCUGGUUGCAAAAUGUCUCCUUCGGUUACAAACAUGGCUCAAAUGCGCAAAAUGGAAGGCCAUGCGGCGACGAGUGGUAGCGCGGUAACAAGGGGCAAAGGGCCCGUCCCGAUGCUAGCAAAGGAGAACGGAGAUGUCUACCGUCCCCCACCAUAUUGUGCCACCUUUACACGGGAUAUUCCCAUCAGCGAAGAAUUGUCGGAGCACCUGGCAAGGGCGAUCCGGCUUCAUGUAGAAGUCCACGACACCAUUGAGCUAUCGAUUGUAAAUGGAAUACGUACUCUAGGUCGGGGAAGUAGACGAGAGAGUGCCAGUAGAACUUCACUGGAACUCCAAGGAAGUCGUCGGCAGAACUUGGACAACCUCAAAACCUCGGCUAUACAUGGGGCACAUGUCGAGCCUAGCAUAGAGCAGUCGAAGGAUAGGGUUGAAACACGUGUAUAUCAACUCGGGGACAUCUUUUUGCAGCCCAGACCCUUGCUAGCGUUACCUUCAACGUCGUUUUACUGCUCUCAGUUGAUGUUGACGGGUAGGCUGCUGUUGAGCGAGGCGGACCGGCAGGCUGAACUCAAAUCUUUGCGGGAAGACCAGGAUGCGCUGCGCAAGGCCUUGGAAGCCUAUGCUCGUGCGGCCGAAGCGUCAUCCAUCGCAUCGCCGGAAACAUCCGAUUUGAUGGACAGAGACAACUUGAACCGGUCAGAAUUGUCUAUGCAGAAUCCUCAGUACUUGGUGGUAUCCCCUUCUAGUAGCCGUCAAAGUCAUCAUAAUAAGAUUAGCUUCCCCAAUCAUGCUUCCCAUUCUGGGAUGGCGGGAUACCUACAGCGGGUUUUACUUUGUGGCGCUCGAGUCGUGGCUCAGAUAACUCGUCUACAGGAGUUGUACAAGGCGGCGAAUAACCUAGAGGUGGAGGUGAAGCUGUGCCUCGGACGUGGCCCUAUCAACCCAUCUCUGCAGGAGGUCGCCCCGCGCAAAGCUAAAGGCACCAACAAGCACAGUGGCCGCUCGAAAUAG
This is a messenger RNA of Phytomonas sp. EM1, 2805 nucleotides long. NCBI's taxonomy places the organism in Eukaryota, Euglenozoa, Kinetoplastea, Trypanosomatida, Trypanosomatidae. The record is from the annotation of a GenBank genome assembly.